Molecule: messenger RNA, 918 nt
Organism: Budorcas taxicolor (takin)
Lineage: Eukaryota; Metazoa; Chordata; Mammalia; Artiodactyla; Bovidae
Product: olfactory receptor 4A47-like
Exons: 1
Coding region: 1-918 (305 amino acids)
Biological process (GO): G protein-coupled receptor signaling pathway
Cellular component (GO): membrane
Molecular function (GO): olfactory receptor activity; G protein-coupled receptor activity
Source: RefSeq, a predicted model, not a curated record
AUGGAACAAAGGAGCAAUGUAACUGAGUUUGUCCUCUUGGGGCUCACUCAGAGCCCCCAGGGUCAGAAAAUACUCUUUGUCAUCUUCUUGCUCAUCUACACGGUGACCAUGGUGGGCAAUCUCCUCAUUGUCCUGACUGUGGUGGUCAGCCCAACCCUGGAUGCCCCUAUGUACUUCUUUCUUGGCAACUUAUCAUUUACGGAUGCUGUCUAUUCUACUACAGUCACCCCAAAUAUGAUUACAGACUUAUUCUAUGUGAGAAAAACCAUUUCAUUCCAAGCUUGCAUGAUCCAACUUUUUACAGAGCACUUAUUUGGUGGUGCUGAGAUUUUACUCCUGGUUGUCAUGGCCUAUGACCGCUACGUGGCCAUCUGCAAACCUUUGCAUUACAUGACAAUCAUGAAUCAAUGGAUAUGCAUUCUGUUACUGCUGUUAGCCUGGGCUGGUGGGUUUUUACAUGCGAUCACUCAUAUUCUCUUUUUUUACAACCUUCCCUUCUGUGGUCCCAAUGUCAUGGACCACUUCGCAUGUGACAUGUACCCCUUGUUAAAACUGGCCUGCACUGACAUCCGUAUUAUCGGCUUCACAGUGCUGGCUAAUGACGGGGCCAUCAGUGUGGUCAUCUUCACACUGUUACUCAUCUCCUAUGGGGUCAUCCUGCGCUCCCUGAAGAAUCUUAGUCAGGAAGGCAGGCACAAAGCCUUGUCCACCUGUGGCUCCCACAUCACUGUGGUGGCCCUCUUCUUUGUGCCCUGUCUUUUUCUGUAUGUGAGACCUCCUUCCACGUUACCCAUUGAUAAAUACUUGGCUGUGUUUUACACCAUUGUCACCCCUAUGCUGAACCCUCUCAUCUAUACUCUGAGAAGCGGUGAGAUGCAGAAUGCCAUGAAGAAGCUCUGGAUCAGAAGAAGAAAAUGA